Pseudozyma flocculosa PF-1 is the source of this 1893-nucleotide messenger RNA. RefSeq lists its product as uncharacterized. The record is from RefSeq and is a predicted model, not a curated record. NCBI's taxonomy places the organism in Eukaryota, Fungi, Basidiomycota, Ustilaginomycetes, Ustilaginales, Ustilaginaceae. The coding region runs from base 1 to 1893 and encodes 630 amino acids. The transcript has a single exon.
AUGCUCGAAAAGAAGAGCAAUAACUUCCUCGCCCACGCCCGGGUCGGGCACAAGAAGCUCGUCCGCAGGCAGGCGCCCGCCGCCCCCAGCGCCACCGACUGCUCGGCCGGCGGCCUCUACGUCUCGCCCGCCGCCGGCGACGUCGUCGACAGCUCCGUCAAGACGCUCGUCACCUGGAACCGCGCCUGCCUCGCCAGCGACGUCAAGAACAUCGACAUCUACGUCUACGCCCCCCAGCUCAGCAACGCCACCACCCCCUUCCAGCGCUACACGGGCGUUCCCGUCAGCCAAAAGGACUACAAGAUCAAGCUUGAGCCCCGCUGGUGGGUCAACGAUGUCCACCAGGACAAGAAUGCCUCGUUCAGCUUCAACAUUGUCCCUGCCGGCAACGAGCCCUGGGACUCGGCCAACCCCAUGGGCCCCACCUGGACCGCCCAGUACAUUGUCCCCGCCAACGGCAAGAUCCCCGCCGACGCCGAGAGGGACCCUUCGCUCAAGCAGAAGCUCGUCUCGGCCUUUGUCGAGGACGGCAAGCUCAACGCCUCGGGCAAGACGGCCGCCAUCGUCUGCCCCAUCAUCGUCGUCGUCUGCGUCGUGGCGCUCCUCGUCCGACGCCUCCACAUCAAGCGCAACAACAAGACCGUCGACUGGGCCGAGCAGAUGGACAAGCGCAUGAGCAGGAUCUCGGUCGACUGGCAGCAGGGCGGUGACGGCUCCGCCGGCCCCAUCCCGGGCACCCGCCCCGCGUCGUACAUGGCGCGCGUCUCUCACGACGUCGGCGGCGGCAACAUGGCCGGCCGCGGUGCUGGCAACCGCGUGCCGCGCGAGAUGUCCGAGGUCUCGCCCGCCUUUGCCACCGAGGGCGAGAUGCGCGAGGCACGCCCGCGCGGCAUGUCGAUGUACGACGAGGGCAACCGCUCCAGCAGGAUCAGCUUCGCCGGCAACACGCGCGGCGACCGCAUCUCCAAGAUCAGCUUCGCCAACUCGAGCGAGGCCCACGGCGGUCUCCGCGGCGGCCUCGGCGGCAACGCCGGCGCCCACCGCAGCAGCGCCUCGCUGCCCCGCCUCGGCCAGAACGGCAACCGACGAUCGCAGAUGCAGACCGAGUCGUACUACGACCCCGACGCCCCCGCCGUCCCGCAGCUCGACGAGCGCUUCCGCUCCAGCCACGACACGCGCCGCGAGAGCCGCUUCAGCGACGGCCUCGUCUACGCCGACGACGACGAGGACGACGACGAGAUCCUCAUGAGCCCCACGCAGAACGACGGACCCAUGCCCCUCGGCCACGGCGACGUCGACCGGAUGCGCAAGAGCCUCGACGCCGGCCGUUCGCUCGGCGCCCCCUCGUCGUCGUCGCCCUCGUCGUCGCGCCCCGUUCACGGCCACCAGGCGGCCGACGCCAACCAGCGCGACUCGAUGCUCGAGUACCCGGCGCUCAGCAUGAUGACGUCGGGCCGCGAGGAGAGCGACGGCCGCGACAUGUUUGGCAGCAACGGCGCGCGGCCGGACUCGUCGAUCUCGGACGCCGGCCGCUACAUUGACCACGCGCACUACAACGGCAGCGGCAGCAGCGGCCCGGCGCUGGCGCCCGACCACCCCAACUUUGCCUCGUCGGUGGCGCGCCAGCCCUCGCCGGCGGUGAGCUCGCAGACGGGCAUGGCGCCGCCCGUCAACUUUUCAUCGCCCGACGAGGCCAUGAAGCACUACGCGUCGCUGCGCGCGGCGGCCGGCUCCGCUGCUGCCGAGACCCAAGCGCCGACGUCGAUGCGGUCGCUCUACACGCCCGACGCGCUGCCGGGCCACCGGACGCAGGCGAGCGUGGCUGGUUCGAGCCUCAACGAGGACGACGUCGUGGGCUACAACGAGAUGCUCGAUCACGGCCACUCGCGCUGA